CCUGGUGGAUGUGAUCAUGAUACAUGCGACUAACGCUAAACACAGGUUAUCACGAUAAUCAUCGGUCAUAGGGGAUGAGGGACAAUCAUGUGCAAUCCAACUCCUGCACUUUCUGUACUGCCCAUGAUAUCGCUGGCUCUUCAAGUUGUCCCCGCAGUGAGUUCUUUCCAUUUUCUCUCGCGUACACUCAUAACGCUUUGGUUGUGGAUCGAAAAACCAGGCUUAUCGCACGAAUACUGGAGGAGUUCAUUCUCUCCGGGACCUAUGAGUGCACCUAUGACUAUGUACUUGGAAGACGUCGAAGUUCUGAUUAGAAUAGUUUAGGUAUUCACGUGACCUGCGACGACUCUGAGUCUCUGACCGUCUUCAACUUCAAUGAGCUAAUAUUGCAAAGGAUUUUCGGCUGUCACUCUCGCCGCACCGGGCACCCAACGUAACAGUUGGUUCGCGAGGCAUAAUAAUCUAC
Suillus paluster is the source of this 466-nucleotide messenger RNA. RefSeq lists its product as uncharacterized. The transcript has a single exon. Bases 88 to 324 code for a protein of 78 amino acids. The record is from RefSeq and is a predicted model, not a curated record. Lineage: Eukaryota; Fungi; Basidiomycota; Agaricomycetes; Boletales; Suillaceae.